AUGGUCGUAAAAACAGAUAUAUGCUCAUUUAGUGAAUACAAAAUUUAUCCUGGAAGAGGCUAAAGAUACUUUGCUAAAGAUGGAAGAGGUUUCUUUUUCUUAACAAAGAAAGCCAAAUCUCUUUCAUUUAGAAAAGUUAAAGCUUAAAAAAUCACAUGGACAGUUGCAAGAAGAAGAUUAUUUAAAAAAGUAAAAAGCACUGAUAUAUCACUAAGAAAAAAGAAGAAAGCAGUUGUAACUCAAAGAUCAAUUGUUGGUAUUUCCUUAGAAGAACUUAAUAAGAGAAAAAAUUAAGAUGCUUAAGUUAAAAAAGCUGAAGCUGAAAAAUAUCUAAGAGAUUACAAAUAGAAAAAAUAAUAGUAAAUUGACAAGAAAAGAAGUGAUAGAAAAUUAUAAGGAAAAGAUACUAAGAUUGCAAAAAAAUAAGAUGCUAAAAAAGUAAAGAAUCCUAAAUAAGCUAAAAAAUAAUGA
Messenger RNA from Ichthyophthirius multifiliis, 471 nucleotides. RefSeq lists its product as hypothetical. NCBI's taxonomy places the organism in Eukaryota, Ciliophora, Oligohymenophorea, Hymenostomatida. The record is from RefSeq and is a predicted model, not a curated record. Gene Ontology annotation, cellular component: cytosolic large ribosomal subunit. Gene Ontology annotation, molecular function: mRNA binding; structural constituent of ribosome. The transcript has a single exon. Gene Ontology annotation, biological process: cytoplasmic translation.